CAUGGCACGGAGCGCAGCGCAGCGGCGGCGGCGGGGCUGGCAGGCCGGCCAUGGCGAGGGGCGAGAGCACCAAGAGAGGCUGCGGGCAGCGCUGCGGGACGGCGGCCGGAUUGGCCGUGCUGGGCUUGCUGUGCCUGGGCUUCGGGCUGGUCCUGCUGCAGACCAUGCCGGGCCUCUUGCGGCAGCAGGUGGCCAAGAAUACCAGAAUCGACCCCAAGAGUGCCAUGUUCACCCUGUGGAAAGACCUCCCGGUGCCAUUCUACAUCUCCUUUUACUUCAUGGAGGUGAUGAAUCCCAAGGACAUCCUUCUAGGCGCCAAGCCAGUCGUCAGCCAGCGGGGGCCUUACGUGUACAGGGAAUACAGGCAGAAAAAGAACAUUACUUUUCAUAGUAACAACACUGUCUCCUUUCUGAGUUAUCGCUCCUUCGUCUUCCAACCAGACCGUUCCAACGGAUCGGAAUCCGAUUACAUCAUGAUGCCGAAUAUCUUGGUUUUGGGAGCAGCCAUCAUCUUGGAAAACAUGCCCUUUGCCAUGAGGGUAGCCUUCAGCAGCGCCCUGGCCCUCUUCCAUCAAAAUGCCUUCAUGAACCGGACAGUUGGAGAUAUCAUUUGGGGGUACAAUGAGCCCUUCACCCAGUUCCUGAGCAGCCUAGGGGUCAGCGUAGGUCCAGGCAAUGAAAAAUUCGGCUUGUUUUCCGACUUAAACAAUUCAAACUCUGGUCUCUUCACGGUGUUCACAGGCAUGGAUGAUAUUAACAAAACUCACAUGGUGGAUUCUUGGAAUGGAUUAAAAGAGGUAUCCUAUUGGCAUUCUGAAGAAUGUAACAUGAUCAAUGGAACCCCCGGAGAACUUUGGCCACCAUUCAUGACCCCAUCUUCACCAGUGGAACUCUAUUCUCCAGAUGCCUGCAGGUCGAUUAAAUUAAACUACACCCAAUCUGGAAACUUCAAAGGCAUACCAGUUUAUCGUUACACGGCCCCGAAGACCCUGUUUGCCAACGGGACUGACUAUCCACCCAACGAGGGCUUCUGCCCAUGCCGGCAAUCCGGAAUCCAGAACAUCAGCUCCUGUAAAUUAAAUGCGCCAAUAUUUAUUUCUCAACCUCAUUUCCUAAACGCUGAUCCGGCUUUAUUGGACACGGUAGACGGUUUGCAUCCGAAUGAAAAGGAUCACGAUCUGUUUGUCGAUAUCCACCCACUGACGGGGAUUCCCAUGAACUGUUCGGUCAAAAUACAACUGAAUCUGUUCAUCAAACACGUCUCGGGCAUCUGGCAAACCGGACAGAUUAAGCCUGUGGUUUUGCCCCUGAUUUGGUUUUCCGAGAGUGGGGAGAUAGUAGGAGAUGUUUUGGACGACUACUACACCCAUCUAAUAACCAUCCCUUCAUUGCUGGAAUACCUGAAGUUCUGCCUCAUGGGCUUAGGAGGACUUCUGCUUUUGGCAGCUGGCUUAGUUGGGCUCAGGACCAAGACAUUGAAUCUUUCACAGCAAAAGGAUCGGUCGGUUGCCAUACAGAUUCCACCUAGAUCUGACAUUAAUUAUGGGUAUCAUGGUCCUUUGAGAAAGGCGGCGACAAGGACUUUGCAAACUGCUGAUCCUCUGGAAGCCACGGAAACAAGCCCACUUCUGCAGGAGGACCCAACAAUCACAGCUCAUGAUAGCAGUAAUACCUGACAUUACUGAUAUUACUACUAGCCUCAGUUCCUCCUUGCGAAGGAUAUCUCAAGAUCUUUCUUCAUCGAGCCUGCUUACUCGCAGACAGGGGGGGGGGGAAUGAAAGGGAACCGAUGGGGAGUGAAAGGGAACUGAUGACUUACAAGACUGUGUGGCCUCUGAGAAGGCAUUGGGGACCCCCUUCCCCAAGCAGACAGCUUACUCCAGGUUGUCUUUUUCUCAUGCCAAGAGUUGAAGGACCUCAAUGGCAACGUUGGAGUUGGAGGACUGAUGGAGAAGCCUUGAAGUGGCCAGACAAAGACUCCAAUCUAUCCCCCCUCCCCUCCCCUUUGCUGGAUCAUUUCCAGCUUCUCCUCCCCAGAAAGUCCUUUGAUCCUUCUUAAAGGGGAAUCACCCACCCUUGCCAGCCUUACCGUAUAAAACAGACGGGACCACACAACCACACCGAGUUAAUUCUUUCUUGUCAGGCUACAUCAACACAACCUUGCAAGUCUGAAAGCACAAUUCUCCCUCCUUUGCACCCUGAGAAAUUUGGGAGGACCCCUUCUGAGCAUCUUUCUCCCCCAUCUGUGGGCUAAGCAGGCUAAUGAUCUAACUUUUCCCUUGGGCGGCAUCUUCCCAAGCACCUGGAAAAUGGGGAGGUUAAGGCAAGUUCAAAUGAGCGUAAGGAUUUAUUGCAAGCUUAAGCUCUCUAGAAUCGGAGCUACUAACGGUCAAGGGGAAGUUAAGAAAGGAAUUCAAGGCAGGCUGGACUUACAUCUCUUUUGGGCAAGCAGGGACUCAUGACUGAUGACGUGUUUGACCCCUCUCCCUCAGAUUCAGCCUGGUCAUCUAUACAUCUUUUAUCGCUACAUCUUUCCCACAUACUAUUACAGCCGUCCCCUUUACAGGAUGAGAAACUAGGGAGGGUUCCUUAUAAAUCCUCAUCUUCCACCUGUUAUGCAGCUGAGGGCUCAGCAGUCUCUUAUUUGACCAUCCCCUUGGCAGUGUCUCUUGGCCCUGUCUUCCAAGGCCUUUCCCACAUGCCAUAAUAGCCACAUGGUUUACAGCCUGAGAAACUAGGGAGGGUUCCUUAUAAAUCCUCAUCCUCCACCCGUUAUGCAGCUGAGAGCUCAGCAGUCCCUUAUCUGACCACCCCCUUGGCAGCCUCUCUGGGUCCUUUUCUCGCAAGGCCAUUCUCACAUUUCUUUUACCUAUGGGGCCGUUCACGUAGCCGUGUCUGUAAAAGAUCCUUUUAAUUGUAGCCUCCCUCCCUUUUUGACGCGAGCGCUUCUUCGUGCACAGCUGCACAAACAGUCAUUCAAUUCCGGCUCUGCGCAGCACCCGAAGACAAAAAUCAAGUGCAAAUUUGUGGAUGCAGAUGAUCAGUUCCUGGUUGGUCUGGGCCUGGAAACCUAUCUUAGCUUUCACCGACAAUCUAUCAGUAUUUAUAAACACCAGCAAAACAUUCAGACAGACCAGCUGGAAAUAGACAUUGGGGCGGGGGGGGGGGGGUUCUGUAUGUGUGUGUGUGUGUGUCUUUGCCCAGGGAACAAACAUUUUUGCUGUGAAACCCAUGAAUCUCCUUCCAGGGGAGACCUCGGCACCCCCAAAGUUCUAUUCUGCCUUUUUCAGCAAGCACCUCCUCUUUUUUCUUUAAAAAAAAAAAGAAGAAAAUAAUUUUAUUCACCUUUAAAAAAAAACAUAACAAAGACUAAUACAGCGUAAACUAGUAAAACAAACCUUUAGAAGGUGCAGAAAAAGAAAAACGACAGAAAGGCAACGAAGAGAAUAAUAAAAAUAAAUCAAGUUUCCACCUUCAUCGCACUGAAGACCAGCUAAUAUACAGUAACUUUUCACCCCUUUUAAAAUUGCAAAUAAAUUAAAAUGAAACCAC
Messenger RNA from Thamnophis elegans (Western terrestrial garter snake), 3552 nucleotides. It is a transcript of the gene SCARB1, whose product is annotated as scavenger receptor class B member 1. The transcript is spliced from 13 exons. Gene Ontology annotation, biological process: cholesterol efflux; plasma lipoprotein particle clearance; recognition of apoptotic cell. The record is from RefSeq and is a predicted model, not a curated record. Lineage: Eukaryota; Metazoa; Chordata; Lepidosauria; Squamata; Natricidae. Bases 51 to 1676 code for a protein of 541 amino acids. Gene Ontology annotation, molecular function: low-density lipoprotein particle binding; scavenger receptor activity; lipid binding. Gene Ontology annotation, cellular component: caveola; cytoplasm.